This is a messenger RNA of Macaca mulatta (Rhesus monkey), 10325 nucleotides long. The record is from RefSeq and is a predicted model, not a curated record. NCBI's taxonomy places the organism in Eukaryota, Metazoa, Chordata, Mammalia, Primates, Cercopithecidae.
AUCUCACAAUAUAGGUCCCCAACCACUGACCAAACUCCAGUCCAGGCAGCCACCAGCUGGCCUGGUCUUGCUGCUUCCUUUAGCGGCUUCCAAGGUCCAGGGACAUGGGGUCUGGGCCACCAAGAGGCUCUGCCAGGCCAUCCCUGCAGCCACAGCCACCCCACCGGACCCCUGCCUCCCAUCUGAGAGGACAGCCCUCUUCCUGGAGCUGGGAUCUGACGCUUGCUGAUAUCAAUGGCAGACACCAGAUGAGGAGACUGAAGAUCAGAGAGCUCAUGGAAUCUUCACAACAACCAAGGUUCAUUUGAUGGGUGAAGAAACUGAGGAACAGAGAACUGAAGCAAAGCACCAUCAUCACAGAGCUUCAAGGGACAGAGCCACAUCACCAAACUGUCUCCGACAAUGGCCUCGGAUUGGUCCUCAAGCUGAUGCUAUUGGUCAAAGGGACUAGGCCUAUAUAGCUGGAAAAAUUAGGCUCACCCGGCACUGAAAAACAGAUAUGCAGUAUUGCCCUGAUGGAAGAUUGUUGACAUCCCCUAUCUCUUCACUUGUCCUGUCUAGAGCACUUGAAGGUGCUAUUCCAGACCACCUCAGCUCACCCCUUCUUAUCCAUCCAUCCAUCCAUCCAUCCACCCACCCACCAUCUUUUCAUCUCCCCACUCAUCACAUCAUUUGUCCAUCCAUCCUUCCCCUAACCACCUACCCUUCCUACAAGGAGAUUCGAGGUACUUACAGAAAUGGGCAACUACCAAAGAAGCAAAAUAAACAACCAAGGGAAACUUGUUGAAAGGAAAAUAAGGGUAGAAAAGUCAUAAGGCCAGGAGUCAGGUUAGCACACAGAUAUGUAUGCUUAGCAUCUCAUCCUCACAGUUACUCAGGGGAGUCCCAGAUUGGCACUGAGCAAGGUCCUGGCACUCAAUGCAGAACACCACAAGAGUCACAGUCUACUCUACUCCACUGUGGUAGACACUCCCUAGAACUACCUUGUUCUCCUAUAACACCCUGGGGUUAUAUGUGCUCCAGGGUACAUUUGGCUUUCUGGAGACAUUUUUCAUGGGCACAACUGAUGGGGAGAGAUGUUACUGGCACCUAGGGAGUAGAGUAGAGGCCAGGGAUGCUGCCUAACAUCCUACAAUGCACAGGACAGCCCCCCACCACAGAGAAUCUUCCAGGCCAAAAUUUCAACAGUGCUAAGGCUGAGAAACUCACUUAUACCAGAGCCUCAGUUCUGUUUGAAGCAGGAGUGUGCCACACCCCAAGAGAAACAUCACUGGUCUAGGCCCGUCUUGGCUUUCCCAUCUCUUCCCACUACAUACUUGUCUUCCCAGUUUUCCUUGAACCAGGAGGUUUCUGGGGAAGUUUUGCUUUUGGAUAAAAGAAACAAGGGCACCGAGGAAAACCUCUUCUCCUCCUGCCUGCAGCUUCGGGCACAUGAGUCCAGACAUAACAACUGAUGCUGGGACAGCCAGCUUGGGUUAUAAUGGGGCAAAUACAAGGACCAAAGCCAAUGCAGUGAGGAGGGCAGACAGGAAGGAAGGGAAGAGAGUGGGAUCUGGCUGACAUUGAUGAUCAUCGCUGUAGCGCUGUUUUCAGCCCAUCAUUUAACUCAUCCAACAAAUGCUUAUUGAGCAUUUCUUCUGUGCCAGUCACCAUGUGAGACAUUGUGAGACAAACAAGGCUGAACAAACUACUCAGGUCCCAGAGCUCACGGAGUUUAUAGUCUGGUGGGAGAGCCAGACACCACAAUUCACACCAGCAACUAUCUGAUCAGAGCCAUGAGGAGAACCGCAAAGCCAAAUCCAGUGUGCCGUGGAAGCACCGGUCCACAAUUCACACCAGCAACUAUCUGAUCAGAGCCAUGAGGAGAACCGCAAAGCCAAAUCCAGUGUGCCGUGGAAGCACCGGCAGUCCAGGGAGGGCCAAGUCCGCCCAGCAUCACCACACCAAAGAGCAGCUCUUUAGCGUCCUGCUAAAGCUCAAAAACAUGAAACCACAACGAUGAUUUCUUGCGUGCUUACUCUGGACCCAGCACUGUUCUAAGCACUCAUGUGUUCUUCCAUUUGAUCCUCAUAACAGCCAUGUCUCCCUCUGUCUCUAACUGAGGCUGUGCUAUGUGCCAUGUCCCUGACUCACCAAUGCACCUCUACUAUAGUCAUCUUAGAAGAUGAUUAAUGUUAUCCCCAUUAGGGAACCCCAGAAGAAGGUUUUUUAUUUUUUUGUUUGUUUGUUUUUUGUUUUGUUGUUUUGUUUUUUUGAGACAGAGUUUUGCUCUCUUGCCCAAGCUGGAGUGGCAAUGGCAGUGGCAUGAUCUUGGCUCAAUGCAAACUCCACCUCCCAGGUUCAAGUGAGUCUCAUGCCUCAGCCUCCCGAGUAGCUCGAAUUACAGGCGCGUGCCAUCAUGCCUGGCUAAUUUUUGUAUUUUUAGUAGAGACGGGGUUUUGCCAUGUUGGCCAGGCUGGUCUCAAACUUCUAACCUCAAGUUAUCUGCCUGCCUCAGCCUCCCAAAGUGCUGGGAUUACAGGCGUGAGCCACUGCGCCUGGCCUGGGAGAGGGGUUUGUUUCCUCGGAGCACUUGUUUCUUUUCUCAGAAAGUGAAUUUUUCUUUUUUCUUUCUUUUCUUUUUUCUUUUUUUUUUUUUUUUCUGGAGCCUCCCGGCAGACUUCACUAGCUCAUUUUACAGAUAAAGCAUGCGAGGCUCAGAGAGGGGUAAUGAUUUGACUCAUAAGACCACACAGCUUUUUUUUUUUCUUUUUUUUUUAAGAAAGGUGGAUCUAGGAUGCUAGGAUGCUAACCCAGAUGUAUUUUAUCAAAAAUAUCAAAUCAGGGUCUUUCAGCCACUCUCACACACAUACACACAGUUACAUAUACACUGCAGCGAAUGUUCCACUGCCCCAGGACAAAAGUGCUCAUUUUUUAUGGAUGUGCUGCAAGGUCAUUGGAGUUCUCCUUUCUCUAUCCAGCCAUAUCUGUGGCCUAGAGCAGAGGGCCAGCAACAGUUGGAUUGUGUCAGGUCUCGAGUCAUGAUAUUUUGUGUGUGUGUGUGUGUGUGUGUGUGUGUGUUUUUUUAAUCUUGAACCUUAGUUUUCUCUUCUGUCCUUGGAGAUUACAAUAUUAUUUAUCUCAGACGGCUGUUUGGAAAAUGAAACAGCUGUCUGAGAGAUAAUAGUAGAAUAUCCACUAACCCAUUCAUCCAUCCAUUCACCCACCUACCCAUCGAUACAUGCAACCAUUCUAAUAACUGCUGAAUGCUUGCUAUAUAAUGAGUACGACACAGGGGCAGAGAUGAAGAGAGAUGAGGACACCCUACAAGGUGCAGAAACUUGGGAGACAGUGAAAGGCUGUCAGGUUAUAUUAUUGUAUCAUCCUUUAAGAGACACUGUGGGGCCUUCUGUUCACCCCUAGCUUAGCCUUAUGACCUGGGCUGUCCUUCUCCAGAAGCUGUCUGGCCCCUUUGAGAGACAAUGUCUUCCUCUAGCCACAGGUUCAACCAAGUCAUCCACUGGCAUCUUUACUCUAGGUCUUAAAACUGUGGAUUAAGGGUGGCCUCACCCUUUAGUUAUGCUAUCUCCUCUAAUCUCCCCACCCUCUGGGAGAUAGGUCCUGUUGUUAUCUUCAUUUUACAGAUGAGGAAAUAGGUUCAGAGAGGGGAAGUGUCUUGCCCAAGGUCACACAGCUGGUAUGUGGGAUGGGUUCCCAGGCUGCUGGUUUCUUCAGCCUCUGCCAUUUCCAGUGCAUCACAUAUUCCUGUUUGAUGGGGGUCAAAGCAGAUUCUGCCUGACUAGAGUCAGGAGAUCAGGCCCUGAUUCUGUCAUUCACUGGCCCUCUGUCUUCAGCAAAUGAUGACAUAAAUGUUGAUUACAUCUUUGCAACGCACGUGGUAUCACCCUUGCUCCCCACGGCAUCCACCGUGAUCUUAAGAUACCUCCUAAUCCUGUCUCCACUUCAGAAAGAAAGCAAGAGGCACAUGAAUGUUGAGUCGUGCGACAGAGUCACAACUAGACCCGAAGUCUACUGGAUUCCAGAGGCCAAGUUCUGUGCGGGUGUGUGAUUUGAACAGGUUUAUAAAAUGCACCCAACUUUUAAAAAUCCAAAAUGCGUCCCCAAAAGAUAAAACAUUCUCUUGAAUUUCCUUCCUCAGAAACAAACCUGUCAACAAUUUCAUCAUGUCAUUCCAUGAAUUUUAUAUGCGUGGAAUGUACAUGUAUACGCGUGUGUACAUAUAUACAUCUAUGACGUGUAUGUACAUGUAUACAUCUAUAUCCGUUUCACUAUCAGCAACUAUACAGUUCUUCAGUGUACCGUUUUCACUUAAUGUAACUGAGAGGUUCUUCCUUGUCACACACAGAUAUGCGUUUUUUCCUUGAACAAUGGGAUAGCAUUCCAUUGUAAAGACGCCUCAAGCUUUAUUUACCUGUCUUCCCUCUGCUGAGGGACAUUGGGUUACUUCCAAUGUGGGGCUCACCCUAAGGAGUGAGCCUGAGCCUUUCACUCCCAGUAACACACGCUUUCUUGCCCCGCAUCUGAGUUUCACGCGUCCGCACAAGAUAUUCCCAUUUUCCAGCGCUCCACGCUGCGCGGCGCUUUCUACCUCCUUCCCAUUAUCCAGAGCCAAAGGAGGUGCGGAGGGACCCAGGCGCCCAGGUCCCACGCCCAGCUUGACAAUGCACCAGCAACGUGACCUAGGCCCAGCAAGGCUCUCCCGGUGGACCUCAAUUUGCCCCGCAGCGAAGCAGGACGGUGCUUCCAAGCCCCACCCUCUGUGGGGUUUUGAAAAGACCACCGAGAUGCAUUCCCAGGAAGGCCUCUGGACAGACAAAAUGAGCCAAGCUCCUGCCUCAGGGCUUCUGGGCCCCUCCCAGCACUUCUCGCACCAAACAGGCCAUGCCCCGGCUUGAGAGCUUAGGGAAGCAGUCACGUUGCCUCCGUGGGGCUUCCUGCCCUUCCAGUGGAGUUCUAGGAGGGGCUUUGGGCCCGUAAGAAACACACGGGGAGGUGUCCCACGGCCUCCCAAAGCUGACCGCAGCCCCGCCCUGUCCAGUCUCCCCCCAGCCCCACUUACCAUAAGAACUCUCCACUGGAGCCCCGAGGGGCGCGUUCACACUGACCAUGGCCAAGCCCACCCAGCCGGAGACCCGGGGGCAUGGAGGAGCAGGGGCCCGCUCACAGCAGCAGCAGAGCCACCAGGAGCCAGUCCACCAGGAAGGCGGUCUCACAUCGCCUUAUUGAGCACCAGGAUAAUGAGAAUGACAACCACUGGCAUUUAUGAACUGUUCUGAGAGCCGAGGAAGUGGGAAGGGGCCGUCAGAGACUGAGCUCCCACCUUGGCCAUCAAAGAUAAGCUGUGCAGCUCUGGAUGAGAAAACUAAGGCUAAGACGGCAGAGGUGUCUCCGAGGCUCCAAGAAAGACCAAUGAUACUGUGACUACUGCUCCAAUUCUCCAGGGCUACAUUUAUCCUCCUCCAGCCUCCAGCAAAUACUUUCACAAGCGCUUUUUCCCAGACAAGAGCAAGACGCGGAGGCUCGGGGACUGGGAGCGGCUAGGAGAGCGCAGAGGACAGGAGCUCGGAGCUCGGGGACCAGCACGGGCCUGAGGCAGCAGCGGCCACCAGGAGGCGCGCGUGGGCUCCAGAGCCCAAGCACGCCUCAAGGGGUGGGACUCGCGGCGGUGCGCAUGCGCUCGAAGGAAGGUGGAGGCGCAGGUCCGGGCGAAGGGCGAUACGGUGGCCGAGAGGGCACGGAGCGGAGGACGGUGGCCGACGAGAUCGGGCAUGGAGCAUCUGGAGCGCUGCGAGUGGUUGCUGCGGGGGACGCUGGUGCGAGCGGCCGUUCGGCGCUACCUGCCCUGGGCCCUGGUGGCCUCCAUGCUGGCGGGCUCCCUCCUCAAGGAGUUGUCCCCGCUGCCCGAGAGCUACCUCAGCAACAAGCGCAACGUCCUCAACGUGUAUUUUGUCAAAAUGGCCUGGGCCUGGACGUUCUGUCUCCUCCUGCCUUUCAUUGCCCUCACCAACUACCAUCUGACCGGCAAGGCUGGCCUGGUCCUGCGGCGGCUGAGCACCCUGCUUGUGGGCACGGCCAUCUGGUACAUCUGCACCUCCAUCUUCUCCAACAUCGAACACUACACGGGCAGCUGCUACCAGUCCCCGGCCCUGGAGGGGGUCAGAAAGGAACACCAGAGCAAGCAGCAGUGCCACCAGGAAGGGGGCUUUUGGCAUGGCUUUGACAUCUCAGGUCACUCCUUCCUGCUGACCUUCUGCGCCCUCAUGAUUGUUGAAGAGAUGUCCGUGCUGCAUGAGGUGAAGACGGACCGAAGCCACUGCCUCCACACCGCCAUCACCACUCUGGUUGUGGCCCUGGGCAUUCUGACUUUCAUCUGGGUGUUGAUGUUUCUGUGCACAGCUGUUUAUUUCCACAACUUGUCCCAGAAGGUGUUUGGCACCUUGUUCGGUUUGCUGGGCUGGUACGGGACAUACGGGUUUUGGUAUCCGAAAGCCUUUUCCCCAGGACUUCCUCCCCAGAGCUGUAGUUUGAAUUUGAAGCAAGAUAGUUACAAGAAAUAAAAGAGUAACAGGGUGGGGACAGAAGGACAAUGACUAAUCGAUUUUUCAAAUAUAUAUUUUGCUUAGUUAUUUGGCUAACUUAUUGAUCCUACUUCAGAGGGAAAGUGUACCAGGCAGUUUUGGUGGGUAGUGCUGAAGUCUGGGGAGUGAGUUUAGUCCUCAGACUAUUCUUGGCAACGUCACCAGUGUUGCAAGCACCACCAUUCCCAGUUAGGCACUUUUUGUCCCUGGUAACACUCUUUAUCUGGAACACUCCUUUUGUCCUUGGAGUGGGGAGCUAAGGCUCAGCAAAACGGCAGAAUCAGGAAAACCUCUAUGGUGUGGCUCAAGGGGAGCCCAGAGCCUUGGGACUCCUUUGCUGCCUUCUCCCUGGUUCUGGUAGUCUUUAGAUUUUCAUGGCUCUUACUGCUGUUACUUAACAGUAUUUUCCGGCCGGGCAUGGUGGCUUACACCUGUAAUCCCUGCACUUUGGGAGGCUGAGGCAGGUGGAUCACCUGAGAUCAGGAGUUCGAGACCAGCCUGGCCAACAUGGCGAACCUCAUCUCUUCUAAAAAUACAAAAAUUAGCUGGGUGUGGUGGCAGGCGCUGGUAGUCCCAGCUACUCAGGAGGCUGAGAUAGGAGAAUUGCUUGGACCUAGAAGAUGGAGGUUGCAGUGAGCCGAGAUUGUACCACUGCAUUCCAGCCUGGGUGACAGAGCAAGACUCCAUCUCAAAAAAGAAAAAACAAAACAAAACAGUAUUUCCCACUGCUCAGUUUUGCAUAGGCAUCUGUUUCAGGCAGGGUUCUUUUUUUUUUUUUUUUUGGGACGGAGUUUCGCUCUUGUUGCCUAGGCUGGAGUGCAAUGGUGCAAUCUUGGCUCACCGCAACCUCUGCAUCCCAGGUUCAAAUGAUUCUCCUGCCUCAGCCUCCCGAGUAGCUGAGAUUACAGGCAUGCGCCACCAUGCCCGGCUAAUUUUGUAUUUUUCGUAGAGACAGGGUUUCUCCAUGUUGGUCAGGCUGGUCUCAAACUCCUGACCUCAGGCGAUCCGCCCGCCUUGGCCUCCCAAAGUGCUGGGAUUACAGGCGUGAGCCACUGCGCCCAGCUCAGGCAGCGUUCUUUAUAACAACACCCUGGUGCCUGAAGGACAUUCUCUGGUUGUAAUAUUUGUUUCAUCCAUGAAAUGUUUAUGACUUGUGAUUAGCCACCAAAACAGGCCCUUUUAGAUGCAGUGCCUCUCCGACCAAGUAUUGGAUGAUUUGUACGUAGUGGGUUAUGAUCAUUUUCUGUCCAUGUUUCAAUUACUAUAUGCUGGUUUUUUGGAGCAAUAAGAUUACUUUUUUUCUGUUUUAUUUUGAGCGAAUCUUUUACAGUUUUUGAUAAGAACUAUGGCAUUUGUUCUUUGUUGAUAAAACUCCUGAAAAUAACUCACAACACCAGUGCUACACUCUGGCACGUGUAGGUUGUUUUGAGGGUUGGUUGGUUGGUUGGUUGGUUGGUUGGUUUAGAACACUAAUGUGCUUGUUAUAAACUAAACGCUGGGAUUAUGAUCUUAAAUUCCACCUCAUGGGGCUGUUUUCUCUGUUAGCAAUGAAACCUGGGCCGGGUGUACUGGCUUACACCUGGAAUCCUGGCACUUUGGGAGGCUGAGGUAGGAGGAUUACUGGAGCCCAGGAGUUUGAGACCAGCCUGGGCAACAUAGUGAGAACCCAGUUUCUGUAAAUAAAUAAGAUAAUCAAACCAGAAAGCAGGCAUUUUAGUAACAACCUGAUGAAUUGUAAGGUGAAUCAGGGUAAUUUUGCAGAAUGCGUUCUUUCACCGACACUUCCCUGACCACGUAUCAGUGGUAUAGGCUGAACAGUGUGCCUCAGGGUCGUGUGCUGAGUGCAUUGAUCACUCUGCUGUGGCCUAGGGCAUCUGUACCUUUUGGACAAGAUUAUGAUAAUUCAGAAGUGAAGUAAAAUGCCUCCCUCUGAUGGCAGAAAGCCAACCUGUUUGCAAAAUCACCCUGAUUAAAGGGUGGCAUGGCUGUGGCUCCUCCCUCCUGUUACCUGCAUCACCAACUGAAUUAAACCAAACCAUGCGUGGGCCUGUUGAACUGGUCUUGAAAUCAGUUUCCUUUUUCUCUCCCCUUUGCAGCACUUUUCAGUUUCCAGCUUUGUCAUUCUGUGGCCUUUGCUGUGACAAUGCUGGGAAGGGUUAGAAAUCCUGUCAUGUCCAUCCACAAAGGCACAGUUCCACGCCCUGUGAUAAGAUGUCCCCUCUUCUCUCCCAGACUGUCUCCUUAAGCCUUUCAAACUGAGCCCCUUGCUGUUGGGGUAAUCACCCUUAAAGCCACCUUGAUGCCCCUCUCUCCAGUCAAGCCUCGUAGUAGCAUUAACUGAGAAGCACUACACCUGACUGGCUUCACGCACGCUUAGGUGGUUGAGGGUGAAUCUUCGGCGUAAAAUCUUUCACUAUAAAGAUAUAUUUUAAAUAUUUCAUAUCCCAUCAAGUUGCAGGUUAACUUUAUCAGUCACAAUGAGUCAUGAUUUGUUGCACCCAAAAGGAUCAGAGACACAGGUGAUGAGCUAUGGGAGGUGGCACCAUGGUGCUUUGGAGGCGUUGGCAAGAUGUGACCCUUGUUGCGUACACCCAUAAGCCAGUGGUGGGAGUGGCCGUGGAGUAGAUGGCAGGGGCUCGUUGAAGGGAUUGAAAGCUCUCCUAGGCCAGGCACGGUGGCUCACACCUGUCAUCCCAGCACUUUGGGAGGCCGAGAUGGGAGGAUCACUUGAGGCCAGGCCAGCCUGGCCAACAUGGUGAAACCCUGUCUCGACUAAAAAUACAAAAAUUAGUCAGGUGUGGUGGUACACGCCUGUAAUCCCAGCUACUCGGGAGGCUGGGGCAGGAGUAUUGCUUGAACCCAGGAGGCAGAGGUUGCAGUGAGCUAGGAUCACACCACUGCACUCCAGCCUGAGUGACAGAGUGAGACUCCAUCUCAAAAAAAAAAAAAAAAAAAAGCCUCUCCUAAGUGUUGUGUUCAGCACUAAAAGGGAACAGGCACAGGGUGACCCCAGAAAUUCAUUUGUGACACUUAAAUCUCUAGAUAUUUAUCCCACGUGAGUCUGAUUCAGGCUCAGCACUAAAUUAAUUCUAUGUGGAAAGUGUCCAUUGCAGAGCCUUCUGUAUCGAUGAGGCUUCCGCCACUUAUCCAUGCUUAGCCCCCUUGCCUUUUCCUUGGGAGCAUGCUUUCUGUUCCUAUGUGAGACAGCCUGACAUAAGUGAAAUGAUUUGGGCUCAAGCAAACAUGAGAUGUGGGUUCAUAUCUUGGCAGUAUUCCUGAUAGCUGUGUGAUCAUGGCAAACCUUGUUUCCAUUGUCUGUCAAGUGGAGACGAUGAAGGGAAAUGGGGCACGUAAAGUGCUCAGCAUCUGUGCUUAGCAGGCCAUAGUCUCCCUGCCUCCUUUUUCUUGAGUAAGCCUUUAGAACUUUCUGACUCCUUUAGAGAAGGCAGAGAAACGAAUAUAUUUUGGGUGCCAUUUGGAGUCUGGGUCUUUUGUUUAAACUGUAUUGUGUUGAAAAGUGCCUGUCACCCCCAGGCUCUGGGGGCAUCUGUGAUCAUAGAAUACUGCCACGCUUAUUUUGCCUCUGUAUGUUGAGAUUAAUUCACUGACGCUUCAUUUUCCACGUGCAUCUGUCAUAGUCUGGGUACCAGACUGUAUUUAGAGAAUGACUUUUGCCACUGUUAUAUACACACAGAUCGUGUGUGUAAACAAGCAAAUGAAAGUAAACUGAGAUAAUGAAAUCCCACA